Messenger RNA from Trypanosoma theileri, 1050 nucleotides. Its product is annotated as mitogen-activated protein kinase 3. Gene Ontology annotation, molecular function: ATP binding; MAP kinase activity. The record is from RefSeq and is a predicted model, not a curated record. Lineage: Eukaryota; Euglenozoa; Kinetoplastea; Trypanosomatida; Trypanosomatidae. The annotation marks the transcript as partial. Gene Ontology annotation, biological process: intracellular signal transduction; protein phosphorylation. The transcript has a single exon. Gene Ontology annotation, cellular component: nucleus; cytoplasm.
AUGCAUAAGAGCAAUCAAGAGUUAAGUAAACCUACUAUUGUGGGUGACUUCAAGGUGUAUAAUGUGGGUGGAUCACAAUUUGAGGUACCGAAGAAGUAUACACUUCUUAAGAUACUUGGUAUGGGAGCCUAUGGUAUUGCCUGCAGUUGUCUAAAUGAGGAAACACAAGAUAAAGUGUCCAUUAAAAAAUGCCGUGAUGUCUUUCGAGACUUGGAAGAUGGAAAACGUGUGCUACGAGAGGUAGCCAUGAUGCGUUUUUUUCAUCAUGAGAAUCUUCUGCAUAUAAUAGAUAUUUUACCACCAAUAAAAGAUUUCAAUGAGUUUCGUGAUGUUUAUAUUGUAACGCCUUUAAUGGAUGUGGAUAUGAAUGUGGUGCUUCGCUCACGUCAGGUGUUGGAGGAGACGCAUGUGCGAUACUUUGUGUAUCAAAUCCUGCGUGGAUUGAAGUAUUUACAUAGUGCUGGUGUGGCCCAUCGUGAUUUAAAGCCGGCCAAUCUCGUAACGGAUAUCUCCUGUGAAUUAAAAAUCAUUGACUUUGGUCUAUCCCGCAGUGUAACGGUGCCCCAUCACGAGUUAACGGAUUACGUUAUCACCCGCUGGUACCGUCCACCGGAGUUGCUGCUGGAGAACAGUUACUACAACACCGCGGUGGACAUCUGGUCGGUCGGCUGCAUCAUGGCGGAGAUGUACAACCGCAAGCCGGUGCUGCCCGGGCGGAACACAAUGGACCAACUGCGGCUCAUCUGCACACACAUUGGAAAGCCGCCGCCUGAGAUGGUAGACAACGCGGAGGCGCUAGAGAAGCUGCAGGACCUGCCGGAUGGCACGUUGGAUAUGCGCAAACUCGUGCCGGGACUCACCAACCCGGACGGCGUGGAUUUUCUUACAAAGAUGUGGGAAUUGGAUCCAUGCAAGCGGCCAUCGGCAGCGGAGUUGCUGCGACAUCCAUUUAUGGCGCCGCUGCAUGAUGAGGAGGACGAGCCGGAGUGCCCGUCUGCCUUCACUUGGCCGUAUGAACUGCAGGAGAUGAGCGUGCAGGACCUGCGGUGU